This is a messenger RNA of Drosophila novamexicana, 1501 nucleotides long. RefSeq names its product mucin-2 (gene Mur18B). NCBI's taxonomy places the organism in Eukaryota, Metazoa, Arthropoda, Insecta, Diptera, Drosophilidae. The transcript has 2 exons. Gene Ontology annotation, molecular function: chitin binding. The coding region runs from base 38 to 1369 and encodes 443 amino acids. The record is from RefSeq and is a predicted model, not a curated record. Gene Ontology annotation, cellular component: extracellular region.
AUACAACGAUCGACCGAAGUUAGCCACCGGCAACACGAUGACGACGACGACGACGACAACCAGAACAACCCAAACAAGAACGAUGACAGCGAAGCGUGGAAAGUUCUCGACAGCAUCCUCGGUGCUACUGCUCUGCGCAGCCCUGCUAAUGACCAAGUCCUGCGGCAUUCUGGCCCUCAGUGGCGAUGGGAAUGCCCAGUUGCCAGGUCAAGCAGAUGCCUGGAGCGAGACAACAACAGUCAGCGAAGGCAGCGGCUGGGAGGUAACGAUUGGGAGCACAGAUCAGCCAGAAGAACUAACAACAGAGCCCAUAGAGGAGCUGGAUACAACAACAUUUGGGGCGGAUAUACCAACAGAGACUACUGCGCCUACGAAUGCGGCCACCACGCUCAAUCCCAACGAGCCCGAGCAGGAGACCACAGUUGCGCCCAAUGAGGAACAGUCCACAACGGGCCCCGGCGAGGAACAGUCAACCACUGCAGGCCCCGGCGAGGAGCAGUCUUCUUCAAGCCCCAGAGAGCAGCCGUCCACUUCAGGUCCCGGCGAGGAGCAGUCUUCCUCGAGCCCCAGUGAGCAGCCGUCCACUUCAAGCCCCGGAGGGGAGGGGCAGUCGACCACAUCAGGCCCCGGCGAGGAGCAGUCCUCUUCAAGCCCCAGCGAGGAGCCACCGACCACCACACCCAGCGAGGAGCUGCCCACCACCACCACGGAAGCGGAGCCAGUUAUAACCACCAUUGCACCAACGCCACCGGCACCGCCUGUAUUCGAGUGCCCGACCGUGGGUCUAUUCCCUGACAUCAGCGGCGACUGUCAGCACUUCCACAACUGUCUGCUGAACCUGCUGACGGGUGAGCUGAAGUCCUAUGAUAUGGUAUGCCCUCCACUGUUGGCCUUCUCGCCCACCUACGGCCGCUGCGUGCGAGAUUUGGCGGAAUGCGACAACGAUGCGUUCGUUUGUCAGAGGCCCGGACACUUUGCCGGCAGCGAUGAGACCCACUACUAUAACUGUGUUCCGAAACUGCGCGGUGGCUUCCACAAGUACAUUGUGCGCUGCUCCGUUGGUCAGCGUUUUGAGCCUUUGAUAGGCCGCUGCUGGCGUUUCGAUUGGACGCAAUUAUUGCCCGGACAGGCGCUGGAAGCUAGCGAUUUGGCGGCCAUCAAACGUGAACAAAAGGAAUUGAAGGCGGAGGAAAAGCUGCGCCUGAAGGCCGAGAAGAAUCAAGAGAAAUUGGCGCGUAAGCAGCAAAAGCUGGAGGAGAAGCUGGCCAAGAAAGCAGCCAAGGAACAGGCCAAGAAGGACGCCAAGGCAAACAAGCCCCUGUCCGUGGAGAGCGCCGAGUCCCCAGAGCAGCCCAGCUUCGAAUUCUAAAUCCAAUCGGCCCCAGAUUCCACUCACAAUCUAUGUUGGUGUAUAGCGUAGUCUCAUUUGGUUAUGGUUCUUAAAUUCUAUCUUUUUUUUUUCUUUCUGUAUUGCAUGAAUAAAGACUAAAAUUCUUUAAUA